CACGACACUUACCUAGAUACUUGCCGAAUCACUCCCGUCCCGUCUAGUACGAAGCAGCAGUUCGAAACCGUUAGUAUAUUGAACAGCCUAACGCAAGAGCCUAGAGUUUGAAUCAAUAAACAUGGCUGCGCCUAAUUUCCGAUACAGCCUCUCGAACGAGGAUAAGGACAUAAAACCCGUACUCGCCGCCGUGGCCAAAGGCCUCCACCGCCCCCAGAUUCCCGAUCCAUCCGAGCCAGUCGAUCUCAAGCACAAAGUCAAGAGGUACCUUAACGAGAAGCUCGCUGCGCCCAGCCCCCCAACAAACCCCCCAACCAAUACCGAGGACCAGGCCACGGAGCCCAAGCUCGGCGAGAGGGCCAGGCGCCUCGUUAGAAGCUGCCUCCACCUCACCGACACCACCAUCGAGGGCAGGAAGGGCUGGGGCUUCACCAUAAAACCCUAUACAUGCGACUGCUCCCGCGCCGAGGUAAACCCGCACCCCGUGCUGGCCCUCGUCCUCCCGGCCAAGGGCGCGGACAGCGUAGGCCAGCACCUGAACGAGGCGGCGGAGGCGGCGCUCGCGUUCCAGGAAAAGUGCGCGUGGCUCGCGCGCGAGCAGCUGCCGCGCGUUCGGGAGGAGGCCGACGAGACGGCCCGCCUGCUGCGCGUGCUAGCCCAGCGGCUGACGGAGCGACCGCUGGGCACGGGCAUGUGGGGUAACACGCCCGGUGAGGUGUCGCUGGCUCGGGUGGAUGCGAACUACCGUGCGACCCAGCUGCAGACGGUGAGGAGCGAGGUGGCCGACAAUGUGCGUGACUUCCUGGAGGGUGAGGUGAAAAGGUUGGCGGAUAUUCUAAAGGUGCUCAUUAAGGAGUUCGAGAAACUGUCCAAGGCGCCGGAUACGUGGACCGGGUGCAGGACGUGCGCGGGCCAUGUUCUCCGGGUUUUAAAGGAUAUCGGGGCUAUCAAGGGUUCAUUCUUGAAGAUGUUCCUUAUGGCGGCGAUGGAUUUGUUGAAAUUGUUGCCUCGCGAAGUGUCCAUUCAAUACAAUGUACGCAAACUUGAGAAGGCCGCGGAGCGGGAAGAAAAUCUAUCGCGGCGUACCGGGGAGAUGAUCAGCCGGUUUGGGGGAUGGAGCGAGGUUAUAGAGAAUGUGGAACUUGGCUGGACGGAACUUGUGGAACUACACGAGCGUAACGAGAUCUAA
Chaetomium fimeti is the source of this 1189-nucleotide messenger RNA. RefSeq lists its product as uncharacterized. The record is from RefSeq and is a predicted model, not a curated record. The coding region runs from base 122 to 1189 and encodes 355 amino acids. The transcript has 2 exons. NCBI's taxonomy places the organism in Eukaryota, Fungi, Ascomycota, Sordariomycetes, Sordariales, Chaetomiaceae.